GUGAGACAUAUCAGCACAAAUGGAGGUAUGACUGAGGCACAAACACCAGACUGCAUUAAUAGGACUGACUUACUCCAAGUCUCAGAAAAUUACCAGCAAGACAAUUGUGGCAGGAGCAAAUUUCACAGAAGUGAAAUGAUUUCACAGCGUGUCGGUCGAGCUGAGCAAACUGAACAGUCUGAGAAAGGUCUGUGUGGAGAACAGAAAUGGAGAUUUUCCAAACCACCCGUGACCAAAGUCAAGCUGGGGCUUCGUUUGGAACAACAUGAACUUAGUGUUAUACCAGAGGUAGACACACCGAAGAGUUGCAACAUUUCUUUUACAGAUUCUGUUGGUGGAGAAUCUUCUCCUAUUUCGAGCACUGGGGAGUUGGCGUAUGGCAAACACUACAGUCGUGUUCUUCGUGAAGAAGGCGGGUUACCUUCAAGCACAACAAACUACGAGGAACAGAUCUCUAACAGUCCCAGGCCAAGUAAACAGUCAAGUGGAUUAUUACAAGAGGUGCUGAUGAUGACUGCUGAAAAUUCAUAUGAUUCAGGCCAGUCCCAGGAUUCUCAAGUGUCUCAAGAUUCGCCAGUUCCCGCUGCUGAAAUGGGGGAUGGAGUUACCAGGCACACUGGACCUUCAUUCAGACUCGAUAAUACGGAAGUACCUUCUGAAGUAGUGUCUGCAGACUUGCAUUCAGAGGCUUUUAUGCAAAGAGUGCCCUGUGAUUUAUCUUCAACAAUCUCCACUGGAAGCUUUUUGACUAGUGAAACGUUGGAUGGAAGCCCUGCUGACACCGGAUUGUCAUCUGAUAGCACAGGAGUUCGAAUCUUGAGAGAAACAGCAAGCCGCCCUUGGAACUCCUCGCUGCCUUCUGCCUUGCAGCAGAGGCAAGAGAGGGUGUCUGCAGCAUCUGAAACCCAGCUGCCUGAAGGAGAGAGGUACCUUUAUAAAGCAAGUCCGAUACGGCAGGUCCUGGGGAGAUGCACCGGAGACUUGAACUCUUACUCGGAGGACAACGCACGUUUCCAAGCUUUGGAAGCUGAACUUGAUUUUCCUGAAAUGGAGAGACCUUUUCUGAGCUCCCAUCAGCAGCUCUUUCAGGCUUUGGAACCAAGUCUUGAAUCUGAUACGUCAUCGUCCUGUUCUCCGUACGGAACUUCACAAGACAGUCGAGAGUUUAGCAAGACUUCAAAAUUUCCAACAGAAAGUCAACACCUGUCUACCUUUCUAGAAGUGGGGAACUCUGGUGUGAAUAUGCAAAGCAGCCGUCUGCCUUCAAGUCCUGAAACAAACGGGCCAAAGCGCGUCACGUCGGAAGAGUCCGUUAGAGAAAGCGUUACCCUGGGAUCUGAAGACUCUUUCCACCCACUGCAAUUCGAAUCUACCCCGAGUGAUCACAGUCAGAAUGCUGAUCGGCCCGUGGACCUUAACGCCACCUUACAGAUCUCUUUGGAACAAACCCCUGGAAUUAAAAAAGGGGGCAAUGAGAUCUGUAUUUCAUCUGCCAGAGAAUAUGAAGAACUGGCAAGAAACAUGGAAUGUAUUAACCUCCAGUGUCCAGUGGAAGAUCUGCAAAACGAAAGACUGAAUCCACUGGAAGAGCAAAACUCAUUUUAUCAGCUAAAUACCUCACCAGUGACAGUAGAUGAAACUUGCCCUCAACACUUCCUAAAAGAGACUGUGUCUUCGGAAAAAUUACUUGUGGAGGCAUUUGAUCAGAAGUAUGUGCAGCUUCCUGAAAAAGCAUUUCAUGUACAUGAAGCAAAUAAAUCUCUGGAGCUCGAUUCUCAGUGUAAUGCAAAUACAAAGGUGCCAGAUCAAGUCUUUCUGGAAGUACAGAAAUCUUUGAGGGUUCCCAGAGAAACCAGCCUGGAAGACUCGGGCACCCACCUGCAGGCUGUCGUACAACAGAACGGUUCCCUCCUGGAAAGGCGUGACAAGCACUGCAGUUCGGUGCCCGGCAGCUCGUGCUGUAUUCCUGUCUGGGAGACUGAGUCAGGGGGUGGUAUUAUGGAAGAACCUGAACUCACGCUGGUGAGCUCGAAUGACAUCAGUCUUGCAGAGUCAGGCGCUGAAUGUACCGACGGAGAGAAAAUGAAGGAGGAUAAAACCAACAACCCAGCCUGUGCGGAUCAGUCUGAACUCAGUGCUUUUGCCGAGGAGAGAGAAUUUUUCCCACUAGCUCCAGAUGCAGAUUAUUCCACAUCUGUAAGGCUGAACACUCCUUCCGAAGCCCGGAGUCCUGGUGGCAGUUGCUUUCCACCACAUCAGACUGCAGUGAUGUUGCUGGAGUUUGCUUCCACCCCGGGAAGUUUGCAAGAAUCUUUUGUAAAGAGAAAGAAGACCUUCAUCCAGAACUCUCUGAAAAGAGUAGAAGAAAUAAAAAACAAAGAGAGAGAAGAUGAAAAGCCAAAAGCCAGGCCGUUUCAAAGAGGAAAGCCGGGGAAGUUAGACAGGCGGAAGGAGCCCCUCAUCUCCGACAAAAAAGGUGCAGUUGCCAGGCAGUUGAAGAAGGUGGGAGAAGUGAGGGUGUCCUCUCCAGAAGACGGGACCUCUGGAGAAACCGCACCGCCCCAGCGUGCUUCAAGCCUCCCUCAUCAACUUCCACAAGUGGGAAAGGAAGAAGCAGCCAGGCUAGAACCUUGUGCUAAAACCAGAGAAAAGGCCAAGGAGUUUCAGAAGAAAAUGCUGGAAAAACUACGAACCAAGAAGUCUGGGAAAGUGCUGUGA
Molecule: messenger RNA, 2718 nt
Organism: Eurypyga helias (sunbittern)
Lineage: Eukaryota; Metazoa; Chordata; Aves; Eurypygiformes; Eurypygidae
Gene: CEP295
Product: centrosomal protein 295kDa
Exons: 15
Biological process (GO): regulation of centriole replication
Cellular component (GO): centrosome; centriole; cytosol
Source: RefSeq, a predicted model, not a curated record